UUCUCCAAUCUCUCAAAUAUUUCCUAAACCUCUCCAUACCCUUCAAAGAUGAUUUUAAAGACUUCCGGCUAUUCCGACCGGUUUUACUUGGCCUAGUUCUUUUGAUACUACUUCCGGUUUUAUUCCACUCUCGAUUAUCCUUUCCUUACCCUUCCUUUUUCUUCAAGAUGACAACAAAAAAUUCAUCGCAAAAUUUAAUUAAUCCCUUUGGAUUAUUGCAAGAUAUACUUGCUAAACUGUUUUUUAGGUACGGGUUCUUCAUUGCCAAACACCCUCGUCCUUUCAUUAUUAUUCCUGUGGAUGAUCUCAGGCUUCUGUAUUCACCAGAGCACUCAAUGUCUCGUCUUGAAUACCAAGUUCAUAAGGAAUUUAGUGGAGAUUCUGUUAAUAGCUCCUAUGUUGCUAUUGCGCUGGAAGCAGCACCUCCACCUUCUAACCCAGAAUUAAGUGAUGGAACAUCAUCUACCGAUAAACAAAGCUCAACAACUCCUUCCCCCAUUAAUUGGAGGAAUAUGUUAAGACACGAAAUUGCUUUAUCCAUUACUGGAUUACAGCAGUUUAUAAUGCAUAAUAUGACUGUGGAUCUACCCGAUGGAAGUUACCAUUUUGGGAAUGAUAUCUGUACAAGAAAUGCCCUCUGCCCUUUAAGUAAUGUACUCGUUCAGCUUUUCUUUGACGCAUAUUUCAGUGAGAAGUUGAGAAAAGACCCUCGAAUAGAACUACAUUGGCCAAUUCUCAAAUUUUUUGAGAACAAAAUGUUCAUGCCAACUAAUUUUUAUGGGGUUGAAUUAAAUAAGAGUGAGGGAAAUUCUGAUGGAUUCGAUGCAAUUAGCUCAAUUCAAGUUGUUCAUCUAGUCUAUCAUGUAGCUGGAACUGAGAAGUACACAGCAGAAGAAGUCGGCAUAGCCGUUGAAAAAUCACUCAAACAAGCAUUGGCUGAACGGGAACAUUUACUACGCUAUUCAUUAUUCUCUCUAGCAAUUUUAAAAGCUGAAAUGCAGAAGAAUACAACUUACACACUUCCUUAUAUUUCCUUAACACUUAUUUUGCUGGUAACAUUUACAGCAUGUUCCUGCAUGACCGGUGACUGCAUUACCAGCAAACCUCUAGAAGCAUUACUCGGCAUCUUUUCUUCCUCCCUUGCAAUUGGAAGUUCUGCCGGGCUUCUUCUAAUGCUUGGUGUGCCUUUUAUUCAUCAGGUAACAGUUGUACCCUUCUUAGCCUUUGCAAUUGGAGUGGAUGAUACUUAUGUAAUGCUAGGAGCUUGGCAGGAUACCAAACGAAAUUUAAGCCCAGAGAAGCGGAUGGCACUUAGUUUGGAAGAGGCUGGCUCUGCAAUAACUGUAACUUCACUAACUUCCUUUCUUUCAUUUGGCAUUGGAACAUUUUCCGCAACCCCAGCAAUCUCAAUUUUCUGUAAAUUCAUCGCUAUUGCUGUUCUCUUCGACUACAUUUAUCAAAUUACAUUUUUCGCUGCUGUUAUGGCAUUAGGUGGUCGUAGAGAAGACGCUGGACAUCACUGCGUUUUUCUUUGGAGGCGGAUGCCAAAGGAGCAGAUUUGUAAGGUAAAUUAUGAGAGAAAUUUUAUCAGAUAA
Messenger RNA from Meloidogyne enterolobii, 1595 nucleotides. Lineage: Eukaryota; Metazoa; Nematoda; Chromadorea; Rhabditida; Meloidogynidae. The record is from the annotation of a GenBank genome assembly.